UCUAUACAGCCGUUACUCACUGUUCAGUACUUGAUUCGUUUUGCUUAUUACCUUCUAAGGUCCUACUACUCUGUUAUAUAUAUAUAUAUUCUACAGUAGCCAUCUAAGCAUGGACAGUGGGGAUUAUUGUCCUCCUUUAGGAAACCUAACAACUACGGCAAUCAAACGGCCACGAAAGCGUUCUAACUCUAUCUGUAACACUUCUGCAUAUAAUCCUGUCAGCUCAGACCCUAAUGAGAAUCGUCAAAAACGCAGAAAAUACAUACUUCAAAAAAGACUAACCCAUGCAGGUACAUAUAAAACCCUCUUUGCCCCCUUCCAAAUGUUAUUUUACAUCUUACUAUCACGUUUAAUUUACCUUCAACCCCCUUUCGCAUCACCCUUCGCCUCCACUUUCUUUCACUCUUGCAUUAUUAUCAUCCGUUUGUUCAUAGCUGUUAUCCGCGGCGCUCAAGGAGCUCAGGAAUGUGGUCGUUUUUCCCAAGAAUACAUAGAUGCUUUGAAAGCAUCCUACACUGGAAGAUCUAAUUACGGUGCUCCGGACUAUGAGUGUUCCUUUUGCCAUGCCAUAUUCUGGUAUCGGGAGAGAUCGACAUAUUCUUCACGUGGUCAAAACAAUAUUGACUACCAUUUAUGCUGCAAGCAGGGAAAAAUACAGAUCCCUCCAUACAAAAAUAGGCUAGAGCCUCUAUCAUCUUUGGCCACUUUCAAUGGUGGCACCACAUCUAAGAAAUUCUUGAAAAAUAUAUGGCAGUACAACUGCCUCUUUGCUUUCACAUCUAUGGGUGCAAACAUUGACAGAUCAGUAAACGAUGGCAGAGGUCCUCCUGUUUUUAAAAUCAGUGGCCAAGUACACCAUCGAAUAGGCUCAUUGCUGCCUCCUGAAGGUAGCCCACCUAAAUUCCUUCAACUUUAUAUUUAUGAUACUGCUAAUGAAGUCUCAAAUCGGCUGAAAGCAUUGCAUUCAGAUGAUGGCUCUGCUUCAUCUCUUGAUCCUUCCAUUAUACAGAAUCUUACUGCUAUGCUAGAUCAGCAUAAUCCUUUUGCUAAGAAAUUCCGAAUGGCAAGGGACAGACUUGAACAGAAUUGUGAUGACGAAUUUGUUAUAAGAAUUGUUGGUGCUCAGGAAGGAGAUCCUGUUCAAUACAAUUUGCCUACAACUGAUCAGAUUUCUCCCUUGAAACAUUUAAACGGGACAUCAUUAUCCAAACAAAAUCUGGCAAUCCAAGGCAUAUAUCAUCUCUUCAUCCUGCAUACAUGCCCCUGCAGUAUCCAUUGCUGUUUCCUUUCGGGGAGCGUGGCUUCCAGGUUGGUAUUCUUUAUAGUGGUUUAGAUGACCGGAAAAAAGGAAAGCGUCAAACCAUUACAAUGCAUGAAUAUUUCCGCUAUCACUUCCAUUAUAGACGAAAUCAGCAUAACCCAUUUCUAAACUACGGCCUCCUUUCGAGUCAAGCAAAGAUUGAUGCACGAGCUGCAAUUGAUGAAAACAGAUUGUGGUUCAUUCUUAGAAACCAGUCUCGACUCCGAGUUGAGAACCUUCAGGGAAUAGCAGAUGCUAUUGGAAGGGUUGCGUUGACGGCAGUGAGAUGGGAAAAUUAACUGUGCUACCUGCCUCCCACACCGGCGGUUAGUGUUAUAUGGUCCAGAACUAUCAUGAUGGUAUGGCUAUCUGCAGGGUCUAUGGACCUCCUGAUUUUUUUUUGUCACAUUCACAUGUGACAUUAACUGGCCCGAGAUAUCCCUUGGUAUUCUAGAAGCUGGUCAAAAACCAUCAGACAAAGCUGAUAUAGUUGUUCGUGUUUACAAUAUGAAGCUAGAAGAAAUGUUAGACGACAUCAAAUCCGGCAAUGCCUUUGGCCACAUUCUUGCAGGUAAUAGUUGGCCUACCACUGCUCCCUUUUUUGUUAGGGGCCCUAUCCUUUUCCCGAAUAUUUACUGAAGUAUGAUUUCCACCCAACCAGCUACUAACUUAAAGAAAAAAAUGCAGUUCUUCACACAGUUGAAUUCCAAAAGUGAGGAUUGCCUCACGCCCAUAUUAUCUUUUGGACCGCCGAAGAUACAACAAAUCCGUCUCCAUCUAUGAUCGAUAAGUACAUAAGUGCUGAAAUUCCUGAUCCAAAAGAAGAUCCUCUUCUGUAUGCAUUAGUUGCCGAGCAUAUGAUGGACGGACCUUGUGGGAAAGACAACCCUAAAUGUCCCUGCAUGAAAAAUGGUAAAUGUUCAAAGGGCUUUCCAAAAUCUUUCCAAGAGGAGACAACUAUUGAUGAAAAUGGCUUCGCAAUUUACAAACAACCUAAUAAUGGACGGUUUGUCCAGAAAGGAGGCAUCAGACUAGACAAUAGAUGGGUUGCUCCUUACAACCCAUAUCUGCUAAAGAAAUUUCAGGCCCACAUAAAUGUUGAAUGGUGCAAUAAAGGUGGUACGACGAGGCCGACGCGGAGUACGCAGAGGAGAGCGUAGAAGCAACUGGGACUGGGGAAGAGAACGCAGGGCGUAGCACGAGGAGUGGACGGGCGGUGGACUGUCUUCGUCACCGGCGAGGUCAGGUUCCUCGGCCGUGACCGAAGCCAGCUCGCACCCAAUACGGGAGAGCUUUAUUCUUCGAUGAUCCAAUUACAUGCUAGGCGGUGACCUUUAUAGAUUAGGUCCCGAUCAGGCUAGCCGCUAACAACUUGCUAACAAACCAAAACAAACUCCCUAAACAAACUCCCGUAACAGCAGCACCUUGCGCCCAAGCCUAGCCACUUGGUUGUUGCUUCUUGUUGCGCCGCCGGUACUGCUUGCCGAGGAAAGCGUCGACAACACUUCCUCCCUCACCGCAAAACAGCGCAUCCUCGAGCUGCCAGUGAGGGUAGAGCUUGACGAACUCCUCCAACGGCUCCCAGGUGACAUCGGCAGUCGAACACCCCGUCCAACGGACCAGAAGCUGCCAGGAGCCUCAAUUGAGCCUUACUAGUAUUGCAUAGGUUAAGGUUGCUUCAUAUUGUUUUAGAAAUUUGAAAAAGGCCCAAUUCACCCCCCCUCUUGGUCCAUCAAUCCUUACAAACUAGCUGACACGGUGCGGGAUCCUGCCGUCUCCCCAGGCAGUUCCACCCGAAGGGAACACUUCUCCGCGGACACCAGCUCUCAAACUAGCUGCACACGGGCACACAAAACAGCCAUCAAACACGGAGGCUUCUCCUAUAGGGUCCCUAGCACAGGCGCUCACACCACGCACGGACAUGGCCGACAGACACAGGGGUAACAGAAGGGACCUACACCAUUAAGACACGAGCGGGUUUACAUACGGCUUUCCCUUUCGGGAAGCCCCAAGAACUGGGAAGAACAGAGGAGGCUCACCUCAACUCGGCUAUGUUACAGUGGACGCACUCUCUGGGCAAUGUAUUAUACAGUGGAACAGGAACUGGAACUAUCUCCGCUACUCUCGCUUUCUCCGAUCCUUCUUGUUUCCCAAUGCCUUCGAUUUCCCCAAUGUCUCCUUGCAUGCAGCAGAGCACCGCCUUUUAUAGACACGGCCAGGAUUGCUUCCAGUAGCGUCGACCUAAUCCCCGCAGGCAUGGGCUUGAUUGCCUCGCAUGCCACAGAGUUGAGCACUUCAGCAGCGUCGUCCUAAUCCUCGCAGGCAUGGACUUGAUUGCCUCGCAUGCCGCGGAGUUGAGCACUUCAGCAGCGUCGUCCGAAUCCUCACAGGCAUGGGCUUGAUUGCCUCACAUUUCACGGAGUUGUGGAGACGCCUGGCUUGCACCUCCAUGGACGGAUACGGCUUCAGUCUUGGAGUGGCCUUCCUUGGAUGGAUACGGCUCCAGUUUUAUUCAAACAGAUGAUGGUAUUUAAUUUUACAAGCAUUCAUUCAUAUUUAUAUUUUGUUUAUAGGCAUUCGAGAUAUUGGUACAUUCUACAGCAUAAGCAUUGAUUCGAGAAAAUUUAUUCGGUGACCUUCUGCCGGGACAUACGUGGCUUACCACGCCCGGAGAUUUGGUAGUACCACUACCAAAUACUAAACGGGGGAGGGUCUUCCCAUGCCCAAUUAUUGAUAUUCGUGAGAAUAUUAAUAUACUUUGGCUAUAUUUCUAGAAUAUUUCGAAUCUUUAUCCAGAUAUUGGUAAUAUUAAGGUACCUUUGCGAUGUUUGGAUCUUAUUUGGUAUUCUGGCCAUAGCCUCGAAUAUUCAUAUUAUCUUCAUUUUUGUCAUCUUCCAUGGCAUCAUCUACCAUUGAAAAAUCAUAUUUAUCAUUGAAUUCCUUUUUGAGGCAUUCAAAUUUUUCUUGCAUUUCUUUCUUGAGCUCAUUCAGUAUUUGAUUUUUCAAUUCUUGUUUGAGCUCUUGUAUAAUUUGGCUUUUUAUUUCCUUCUUCCAUUUAGGGGCUAUAUGUAACACCCCGAUGUUAAUUUUAUGCUUAAACGUGCUAAUCUCGAGCCUAAGCUUGUCAUUAGCCUUAAUUGAGUUUGCAUAGUGUACUCCACUUUAGCUGAGUUCAAUCCCCUUUUUCUCCCUGAUCCGAGUUUCAAAUCAACUUUUGUCCAAUAUCAAAGUUGUAGAUCUUUUCAUCCUCUACAACUUCUAUUUUGGCCAAAUUUCAAGUUUCAAUAUGAAAUUUUGAAAUUUGGGCGGUCAAAAUUGAGUCAAAAGCCAUCAAACUAGGUUCCUGUUUUUCCACUGUGCCCGUACCGCCGCCCAUGCCGCGACCGGCAACAAUGCCAGCGACUCCACGCGUCGGCCGUCGGCGAUCCUCACUCCGCUCGAGCGCGUUCUUAUCCCACCUGUGCGCCUUAUCUCCCUCCUCUCUCUCGUUCAUCCUCUUCCUUCUUCUUCGAGCAGAGCUGCCCGAGCUCGAGCAACCUCCAUCGCCGGCCAAAUCCAGCGGCCCCAUUCAGUCCCCUUCCGAUUCCUCGCACCCAAGCCUUCCUCUUCUCCUCCUCCACCUCUGCCGAGCCUCCCCGAGCCCGGCCGAGCCCAACCCCGGCAGGAAUCGACACCCCCGCACCACGGCCUCCAUUAAAGUUUCAUCAAAACUCAGGCCGCCGUCGAACUCCACCUCCCGGCCACCGUUUCCACCAACCAACUGCUCAAAUCGAACCUCGGUGGUCUCUUAAAGCUUAUGCUCUCCUCGUUCUUGUGAUUUCCCGUUGUUUCUGCACCCAUUCCCGAACCAUGCCGCCGCCGGCAUGCUGCUGCUCACCAAGAGCCACGCGCACGCGCCCCUGCGCUGCGCCGCCGGGCGCCCCCACUCCGCCUGGCCCCGCUGAACCCUCCCAUGGUCUCCCCAUCACCAUUCUACCUUGCUGCAGGCGACAGCGCCGCCGCCAUUGCCACCCAUGCUACUGCUCCUGUGGACAGCUCUUCUUCGGCCACCUCGGCGUCAACCGAGACCACUCUCAGGUAGCCCUCGCGUCCCUCAUGCUCCCCCACACUUUCCUUGCCGCCAGGAAGCGUCCGCAUUGCAGGAAUCGUCGUUUCCCCAUGCUCAUCUACUUCAACUCGCGACCUGGGACCUUGUGCAACAAUUGAAGCAAGUCCAGGGGGUUUUCUGCACUGUCAUACACUCAUAUGAAUAGUGCUACGCUGGGCUUUUUCAGGAUUUUAGCUGCAAACUUUGAAAAUCUGUAGAAAAUAGUAGGAAAAUGCUAAAAAUGCAAAUAGUUUUGUUAGCUUCAUAUUUUAAUGAUCUAUAUGAUAGAACCAUGAUAUGUGUUGUUUGACAACUUUGGCUGGGUCGUUUUAUUUAUUCUAGAUAAAUACUUUUGUAGCUUGUCAAAUGUAUAAAUGGAGUUAGGAGCAUGAGAAAAAUAUAGAACUAGUUGGGUUAGCUUUGUUUUGACAUGUAGUACUUAGAAAAAAUAUUAAACCUACUGUUUGGUUAAUAUUUUUGUGAUGUGUUGAUUUAAUCAUGGUUAAGGCUUGUUUUAGUUUGUUUAUCUAAUAUCUGCAGUUUUAGAAGUCCCAAAAAUUAUAAAAUUUAUGCAGUAGCUUACUCUUUGCAUGCUUAGUUCACUGUAAAAAUUUCAUGUCCAGAAGCUAUGUGCAUGUUUGUAAAUCUGUUUUUGUUCUAUUUGUCUUGUUGAGGCUAAAAUAAAUGCUUUCUGUUAUUAAUAAUUGUUGGUAAAUUUUUGUUGCAUGCUUUAUCGAUACCUUAACCUUCUGUAAAGUUUUGCUACCAGGUUAUGGCUGCAUGUCAACUUUUUGCAUUUGUUUAGCUGCUAGCUAUAGCCUUUUCUUUUAUGUUUGUUGCUAAAUAGUUCUUUUCUGCAUGCUUAAUUUCAGCAAUUUGUGUUGAUCAUAUGUAAAUCGUGUUAACCUUGUUAGACCAGUUUGUGGUUUGUUUUUAUGUACCUUGCUUAAACUUGCUUGCUAGUUAAUAAAGUUCUAGUCUAUAACCCUUCCUGCUUUGCACUGUGGGUUAGCUUUUCUAAAAUAAGUUUAAGUAAUGCUUUUUGGGAAGUGAAACACUUUAUUUAUAUAGCCUGCUGGUUGUGUACCCUUCUUGAUGUGUUGCUAUCUCUAUGGGCGGCUUGUGUGGUGUUUAAUUAACCUUCUAUCAAUGCCCAUGCAAUAGUGACCUUGAGCUUGUCUUGAUUACCUUGUCUGAUGCAUCGUCCAUACAUUCAUAUAUUAGCAUUGUUACAUCUC
Molecule: messenger RNA, 6625 nt
Organism: Panicum virgatum (switchgrass)
Lineage: Eukaryota; Viridiplantae; Streptophyta; Magnoliopsida; Poales; Poaceae
Exons: 4
Coding region: 110-1333 (407 amino acids)
Source: RefSeq, a predicted model, not a curated record